GCCUACCCGGAGGAAAGGAGUCGGGGAGGGGAAAGCGAGGACACACCCGCACAUACUGUACCGGGUGUACACGGCGAGGAUGCUGCAGACAACAUGAGGUGAAUAUCAUCGACUGCCCCACAUUGGAAUUUUUUUUUUGUUUUUAAGGAAGACACAAGAGCUGAUUGUCGCAGCUGGUUAUUCACCUCUGUGGUACCAGUGUCCAGCAGGAGCAUCACAUCAGAUAUGAAAAAGAUGUCUGCAGUCCGAUCCUAGGUGACAUCCUGUGGCCGUCAGGUCUUUACGGUGUUGAGCCCCCUCCCUCUCCUGGCCCCUGCCUGCAGUUCUCCAGGCUGCAGGACCCAGACUCACUGAAAAGUGCAGGACUCCUCCCCCUGCAGAAUGACUGUUGCCACAGGCGACCCCUCUGACGAGGCGGCUGCGCACCCGGGGCACCCGCAGGACUACGACCCGGAGGCCGACCAUGAGUGUUGCGAGAGGGUGGUCAUCAACAUCUCAGGGCUGCGCUUUGAAACUCAACUCAAAACCCUCUCCCAGUUCCCGGAGACUCUGCUGGGGGACCCCAAAAAGAGGAUGCGCUACUUUGACCCGCUGAGGAAUGAGUACUUUUUUGACAGGAACAGACCCAGCUUUGACGCCAUAUUGUAUUAUUACCAAUCAGGGGGUCGGCUAAGAAGGCCGGUCAACGUCACCCUUGAUAUUUUCUCAGAGGAGAUCCGCUUCUACGAGCUGGGCGACGAGGCCAUCGAGAUAUUCAGAGAAGACGAGGGUUUCAUCAAGGAGGAGGAGCGGCCUCUACCUGACAAUGAGUUUCAGAGACAGGUGUGGCUGCUGUUCGAGUACCCCGAGAGCUCAGGUCCUGCUAGGAUUAUCGCCAUAAUCUCUGUCAUGGUCAUUCUGAUAUCUAUUGUCAGUUUCUGCUUGGAGACCCUCCCCAUUUUCCGCAAUGACGAAGAUGAUAUGCACAAGUCUCACUCGAAAGUCUAUUCACCUGAGACCAACACCACAAUCAUCAGCUAUACAUCCACCUACUUCACCGACCCCUUCUUUAUCCUGGAGACUCUCUGCAUUAUAUGGUUCUCCUUUGAAUUUCUAGUGCGCUUCUUCGCCUGCCCCAGCAAAGCAGGCUUUUUUGGUAAUAUAAUGAACAUUAUUGAUAUUGUUGCUAUCAUCCCUUACUUCAUCACGCUCGGCACAGAGCUCGCAGACAGGCCAGAGGAUGGUCAAGCGGGUCAGCAAGCCAUGUCCUUAGCCAUUCUCAGGGUCAUCCGCUUAGUACGAGUCUUCAGAAUUUUCAAGCUCUCACGUCACUCCAAGGGGCUUCAGAUUUUGGGUCAAACCCUGAAAGCCAGUAUGAGAGAGCUCGGCCUGCUCAUUUUCUUCCUCUUCAUAGGAGUCAUCCUCUUCUCAAGCGCCGUCUACUUUGCCGAAGCAGACGAGCCCGAGUCGCAGUUUGAAAGCAUCCCAGAUGCAUUUUGGUGGGCGGUGGUGUCCAUGACGACAGUCGGCUAUGGUGAUAUGGUCCCAACUACGAUUGGUGGCAAGAUUGUGGGUUCCCUCUGUGCCAUCGCAGGUGUGCUGACCAUCGCCCUGCCCGUGCCUGUCAUUGUGUCCAACUUCAACUACUUCUACCACCGUGAGACUGAAGGGGAGGAGCAGGCGCAGUACCUGCAGGUCAACGUGCCCAAAGCUGAUUCAGCCGAGGAGCUGAAGAAGAGCCGGAGCGGCUCCACCAUCAGUAAAUCGGACUAUAUGGAGAUCCAGGAGGCUGUGAACAACAGCAACGAGGACUUUCAGGAGGAGAACCUUAAGACGGCCAACUGCACGCUGGCCAACACAAACUAUGUAAACAUCACCAAAAUGCUCACAGACGUGUAGUCGUCUGCUGCUUUCCUCCCUGUCACAGCGGGAAAUGUGGAGCCGAGCAACCGGAUGGGACAGGUGUACAGCCUCCCACCUCACGUGUGCUGGAAAAAUCAAGGCAAUAGAAUUCAGGAUGUUGAUGAUGAUAGACAGUGAACAAGAAAAAAAAAAAAUUACAAAGACCAUCCGCUCACUCCUCGCUCAUCCUGUCUUCACCCCUCACAACUUGCCCUUAAAACUCCUGAAAAACUGUCAGAGUGGAAUUUAAAAUUUUGCAUUUCUGCAUGGAGUUGGCUUUUAUGUGUGUGUGUGGCUGUUUCAAAAAAAAAAAAAAAUUAAUGAUUAAUGAUGCCUAAAAAAUUUCCCGCUCACAACAGUAGCCAACAGUAGUGCACAAAAAGAAAAAGGGAGAAACACAGCAAGAAAAAAAAACAAAGUAUUGCUUUCGAAAAGAAAAAAAAAAAAAAGCAACACAACACAAUCCCUGCUUUAGUCCCCCCGUCCCCUCAUUUCCCAAGGCACACUGCUCUGCCAUGCGCUUUCUGAAGAGCCCUACUCGCGCGCUACAUAUGCUGCUUCCUGGAGCCAAUGAAACAAAACUGUCUUACGCUACACCAUUUAGAAAUAAGAGGAUGUGUGAGCAUAAAGCGAGCCCACUCCAGCGCUGAUGUGGCCCGUGGGUGACUUGUGACGAGGUUGGUGGUUAAGUACACCACGUUAUUUCAAGGGAUGAAUGACAGCCAUCGGCGCUUAGCUUAUGGUUCGACACCUUUUUUUCCCAGCAGACAUCAGUAUCUGAUGAAUGACUGAGAAUGGCCUUGACUUUUCACUGCUUUGGUCUUACAUGUACUGUAUGUAUUGCAAUGCAAGCUUUCCCCCGUCCAUUCACCCAAAACUGGUCUUACUGCAGAGCUUUGAGGACAACUUGAAUGUUUCUUCUUGUUUUGUUUGUUUUUCACAGUUUCACACACAAACACGGUACUUAUUCAAAUAGAUAGGUAGGUUAACUGUGAUUUUACUGAUAGCCUGUAGGUAGGUAGGUGCUGUUAGUAGUAAACAUAGUAGAUAAAUUGCAUGACAUUUUUAUCUGAAUGAGAAUUUCCACUUGUUUCUCGACUGCCACUUGCUUCAUCACACCACUGUAUAUUUGUCUGUACACUGCCUUCUAUACAAAUCCACACUUUUAAAAAGGAUGCCUGCAGGUAGCUGUUACAAGAACCUAAAGCUGUAUGUUAGGGGAUUUCUUAAGGAAAAACUAUAAGGCCAAAUCCUACACUUAAACAGGAUGCGGUGUCCUCGUCGAUAUUAACAUUCCAUGUAGAAGUCAUUGCGAUAAAACUUUUGCCAGGUCGCUGUAAACAGCUGAGCUGUGAUUUCAGGCGCACUCUACUUUUGGACAUUAAUCCCAGUUGCAGAUGUGAUACACUUGCAGCGCUGUCUUUUUCACGGGUUGUCACAUGAUUACGCCUUCAUGAUCAAAAUAGCAACUUAAGGAUUCAUGUAUAGAAUAACGCUUCCCCCUCGAACUGCCUUUUUAUCUGGGUUUACGCUAAUCUCCUAGUGUUGCAUGACCUCAAAAACAUUCCUAGAAGCAUGCAUUUAAGAUAAAAGAAGAAGCCAGACAAAAAGAAUUAUUACAAUAGAUAUACUUAUUUCUUAUAUAUAAAUAUAUAUAUAAAUAUAUGUAUACAGACAGGACACAUAUACAGUACACAUAUACUUUUAUCAGAGAAUUAAAGAACUUAAAAUAGCGAUGUUUAAGAGAAAGCGAGAGCCUUUCCACAAUGCGCAGAUCAUUGCCAUGUUUUUAUUUUUAAUGGUAAUUGCUGUAAGCACAGUUUCUAUGUUCUCCUGUUUCAGAGCCUGCUGAGAGUGCCAAAGACACACUCUUACUAGCCACCUAAAAAGCAUUUUAUUUACUAGUGAGUUUCCCAGCAAACCUGACACACGUUUAGAUCCAAAAAGUUUGCUUCACUCAGUAUAAAGAUGCCUUCUGUGAACGAUAGUUUGAAAGGCAGGGGCGUUGUUUCGAAACUGUGUCAUCCCCAACCAGAGUCUCUUAUCAGACAGAUUUUUAUUGGCGUUGAAUUGGUCAGAAUUUAAAUGGAGUCUGGCCAUCCUCUGAGAAGUCUUUGAUGCCAGAAACUCAAUCUGUCUUUUAAAAGUUGGCAUCAAAUGUGAAUUAGGUUCUGAUUCUAGGAUUGUGUCCAGCUGAGAUUUAUCCACCGUCCGCUCAACACUGCCAAGGUAACAGUCAAAGGCAGUAACGUCAAUAUGGGAAGUGAUAAUUAGCAGCAGUGUAGCAGAUACUGGCUAACCUAGGGGUCCUCUGACUUCUCUCCUGAGGCUCUUACCUUUCUUUGUCUCUUCACGGAUGUCUUAGGUAAUUAGAGAGGUGAUGGAUUAGGAGAAGGUCCGUAGCAAGAAACUGUCGAAAUGAAUUCUGUCAUGCCAGGAUGUACAUCUUUAUUCUUAGGGUUUCAUUCUGCUCACUACAGUCUUUAACCUGCAGUAGCACGAUAUUUUUACACCAUCGCUGCCAACGUGUGCUCAGGAUGCCUUGUCCAACUGCCUGACAUGAGGCUUCUGAAGUCUUCUCUCUGUCCAGACCUGUGUAUGCUUUCACGUACCCUGAAAGGGUUUUUAGAGAAUUUUAGUAAAUUAACAGGAGCAGUGUAUAUGCGUUGCUUUCCCAGGAGUAGCAUGAAGGUGGAUCUAGAUGUUAAAAUGGUCUGUAACUGGAGGUAGGACCUGAUUAAAUAGUUGUUUAGCAAUAUUACCAUAAUUCUUUGGAGGAGGGGUCGUCUGUGUGUGGAGGGCAUAGAUGUUUUAUUUUUUUUUUAAAGAAAGAAUGAACCAUAAGACCUCCACAGUCCAACCAAGAUCUUAUUGAUCAUCAGUUGAGUAUUGUUGUGGGUGUGUUGAUGCACAGCUAUGUAGGAGUUGUCUGUGCGUGUGUGUGUGUGUGUGUGUGAGAGAGAGAGAGAGAGAGAGAGAGAGAGAGAGAGAGAGAGAGAGAGUGUGUGUGAGAGAGAGAGAGAGAGAGAGAACCACUGAUUGUCAGUGUCUUAGCCUGGUUGUACAGCUGCAUUUAUGCAACAGCCAUUUGCAUAUAUCUGUAUAUGUGAAAAGAGAAACACUCACAGUCUGACCAAAAAUAUUUGUCUAUGCAUGCAGAUGCAUUGUAUCCUAUUGUCUUCAUUGCAUUUUUUGGCCAUAUAUUUAUGAUAAAUGUUGCAGAUACAUUCAACAUUUAUCUGUUGUGUUGGAAAUUGGGCACGUCACUGUACCUCAGCCAAAUUCACUGUAGCAACUCAUACACUGGAGUUCAAUGCAAGAUGCAGCCCAAUCGCCAGAAUCAGUCGGAAUUGUAUGUUUCUGCGGAUCACAGAUACGCAACAUUUGUACAUUAUGAUGUAGUGGAUAUGAUAAGAGUUAAGGGGUUUUUUAUGUGUCAACAGCACUGUGGUUAACAUGUGGUUAUGUUUAGACAGAAAAAACGCUUGGUGAUGGUUAGGUAAAGAUCAUGCAUGGCUUAAAACACCCAGUUAUAGUGGCACAAUUGCAGCUUGAAAUGCGCCAAAAACACCAGUUUUUUUUGGCCCAGUUGAUGCUAAAAAUGCAGCAUGUCUUACCAAAACAUGCCUGGUUUUGGUGGCACACUAGUGGCUGAAAAUGUGCCAAUGUCUCCCCAAAUAACACUUGGUUUGGGUGGCACAGUUGCAGGUAGAAAUGCCAUCAAUGUCUCAGUAAAAAAUACAUGAUUUUGAUGACACCAUUGUGGCUGAAAAUGCCCAAAUGUCUUGCUGAAAAACACCCUGGUUUUGUUGUUUGUUGGUCUUGAACAGUGGUCUGCAGAGGUCUGCAGAUUGGCAGCUGUCUCGCUUAUAUUGUACAUUUCUGCAGACCACAUAUAUGUAACAUUUAUUCAUUAUGAUGUAGUGGAUAAACCAAAAGUUAAGGGUUUUAAAUGAGUGGUUAUGUUUAGGCACAAAACCCAUUUGGUGAUGGUUAGGAAAAGAUCAUGUUUGGCUUUAAAACACCCCGUUUUGGUGGCACAAUCACGGCUGGAAAUGGUGCUGAUGUCUCACUAAAAAGCACCCAGUUUUGGCGGUGCUAUUGUGGCUGAAAAUGCGCUAAUGUCUUGCCCCAUAACACCCAGUUUUGGUGGCACAACCAUGGUUGGAAAUGCUGCUGAUGUCUCACUAAAAAACACUAGACUUUGGUUGCCCAAUCGUGGCUGAAUAUGUGCCAUGUCUCACUAAAAAAACACCUGGUUUUGUUUCUUGUUGGUCUUGAUCAGUUGUCUGCAGUGGUCUUCAGCUUGGCAGCUUUUCCACCAAAAACACCUGGUUUUGGUGUCACUAAAUUUGGCAAAUGUGUCACUAAAAAUCCCCGGUUUUGAUUGUUGAUCUGGAACAGUGGUCUGCAGCAGUCUGCAGCUUGACAGCUGUCUUGCGUAUAUUUUACGCCCUCCACCAUCCCCUCCACCUCCUGAUGAUAAAGUCAACUCCUAUACUAUGUCACUUUAGAAACACUGAUAUGAA
Molecule: messenger RNA, 6410 nt
Organism: Epinephelus lanceolatus (giant grouper)
Lineage: Eukaryota; Metazoa; Chordata; Actinopteri; Perciformes; Serranidae
Product: potassium voltage-gated channel subfamily A member 2
Biological process (GO): action potential; potassium ion transmembrane transport; protein homooligomerization
Cellular component (GO): dendrite; juxtaparanode region of axon; membrane
Molecular function (GO): protein binding; delayed rectifier potassium channel activity
Source: RefSeq, a predicted model, not a curated record